Messenger RNA from Trichoderma reesei QM6a, 1128 nucleotides. RefSeq lists its product as uncharacterized. Gene Ontology annotation, molecular function: protein-lysine N-methyltransferase activity; protein binding. Gene Ontology annotation, biological process: peptidyl-lysine monomethylation. The record is from RefSeq and is a predicted model, not a curated record. Bases 1 to 1128 code for a protein of 375 amino acids. NCBI's taxonomy places the organism in Eukaryota, Fungi, Ascomycota, Sordariomycetes, Hypocreales, Hypocreaceae. The transcript is spliced from 2 exons.
AUGGACGAGGCUAUCGAGCAACUCCUGGAAUGGACGACCUCCAUAGGGGUCAAUCUGAACGGCAUCCAUCCGAAAGCUCUCCACGGACGAGGCAUAGGUAUAGUGGCUACCCGGCAGCUCGAGGCCGGCGAAAUCAUUCUCAAAGUCCCCAUAUCGGCUUUGCGCACCCUCAGCAACACUCCCAAGGACAUCACCAAGAAGCUCAGCGGCGCCACUGUCCACACCAUCCUUGCUGCUUCCCUCUGUCUGGAGUCCAGCCCUGAACUUGACAAAUGGCGCCCCGUCUUUCCCUCUCGGCGGGACAUUGCCUCCAGCCUGCCCAUAUGUUGGCCGGCCAAGCUGCGAUCUCUGUUGCCGCCAGGAGCCAAGAUCUUGCUUGCAGCUCAGCAGGAAAAGUUCAACAAGGACUGGGCUCUUGUGGAGGCGGCAUAUCCACAGCUCCAGAAAGAUGAGUAUCUGUACAACUGGCUGCUGGUGAACACUCGAACCUUUUACCAUACGAAUCGCAAGACGGACAAACUGCCCAAGGAAGACCAUAUGGCGCUGCAGCCCGUGGCGGAUCUUUUCAAUCACACCCCCGAGGGAUACUGCACCGCCGCCUUUGACGACAGGUUCUUCACGUUCACCACGACGCGGACACACCAGCCUGGAGAGGAAGUAUUCAUCCGAUACGGACCUCACGGCAACGACAUGCUGCUGGUAGAGUACGGUUUCACACUGCCAUCGUCUCUGAACCCCUGGGACGAAACGUGUCUGGAUCCCUACAUCUGCCCUUCCUUGACCGCUGACCAGCGGGAGCGCCUCGAAGCUGCGGGCUUCUGGGGAAAGUACAUGCUCGACUCUCAGACGGCAUGCUACCGCACGUACGUCGCUCUGCGGAUGCUCUGCCUGCCUCCUCGGCAUUGGCAAGACAUUCUAGAUGGGCUACGGGACGAAGAUGAAGACAGCCCCGUCAUCAAUGCGGCACUGCUGAAGGUGCUCACCAAGUACGACAGCGACAUCACCAGCUCUCUGGAGCAGCUCGCUAGCAGUUCUGUUGGCGAUGAGGAGAUGAGGGGAAGCCUGACGGAUAGAUGGCUCCAAAUCAGACAAUUGGUGACGGCAGCGAUCAAGCGGCUGCAGAGCUAG